GAUACACGUAUAGAGUGACAUAACUGGAGGAAGCUAUCUCAUAUUUAACAGGGGAAACGCGUCUUACCAAUGACGCAGCAGCCACGGCCAUUGAAGUUCUGACAGAGUCAAAUAACAGAGAGGUCAACAAUCAGUCAUUCGUCCUCUCAGUGGGAUCCAUUCCAACUGUUCUUGGCGCAACCACGGAAGCAAAGCUAGAGAUGGCAUCUACACUCAAUGGAACACUGGAGUUCCAUACAGGAAAUUACACCGUGCUCGAUCUCCAGCAGCUACACACGACCUUGAUCGGCCGUCCACAAAUCUCCCAGAAUAUUUUAGCCACCGUGAUUUUAUACUACCCCGGAAGAGGAAGUGACGGGCAAGACAAAGCCAUGUGUAAUGCUGGUGCCAUGGCUAUGAGUAAAGACACGGAUCGUAUUCCAGGGUUCGGGAGGUUGUUGGCAAGUCAUGAAAGAAUUUC
This is a messenger RNA of Suillus subaureus, 460 nucleotides long. RefSeq lists its product as uncharacterized. The annotation marks the transcript as partial. The transcript is spliced from 2 exons. Lineage: Eukaryota; Fungi; Basidiomycota; Agaricomycetes; Boletales; Suillaceae. The record is from RefSeq and is a predicted model, not a curated record.